GGAAAGACGAAAGAAAAUUUGAAACAAUUUAGCUCUUUCAUCACCCUCUUCAUGAUUCCAUUACACUUCGCCAGUCUUUUAGUCUGCAUUAUAUUUAUUGUACCGCCUCUAUUACAUCAGGAAAGAUUAUUACCAUUCCAUGUGAAGUACUCUUUUGACUGGAGCGUGUCUCCUGUGUAUGAAAUAAUGUUCAUAUCACACACCAUCUCUUUAGCAAUAUUGGUGCUCAGCGUAAUGGGAGUUGAUAUGUUAUUUAUAAGCGUUGUAAUGAGCACAGUUAUGCAAUACCGUCUACUUCAAAAGUGCUUGCUUAAGUACAAUACCUCAGAUAUGC
Molecule: messenger RNA, 334 nt
Organism: Phyllotreta striolata
Lineage: Eukaryota; Metazoa; Arthropoda; Insecta; Coleoptera; Chrysomelidae
Source: the annotation of a GenBank genome assembly